Messenger RNA from Papaver somniferum (opium poppy), 1833 nucleotides. Its product is annotated as O-acyltransferase WSD1-like. Gene Ontology annotation, biological process: triglyceride biosynthetic process. Lineage: Eukaryota; Viridiplantae; Streptophyta; Magnoliopsida; Ranunculales; Papaveraceae. The transcript is spliced from 4 exons. The record is from RefSeq and is a predicted model, not a curated record. Gene Ontology annotation, molecular function: long-chain-alcohol O-fatty-acyltransferase activity; diacylglycerol O-acyltransferase activity. Bases 82 to 1599 code for a protein of 505 amino acids. Gene Ontology annotation, cellular component: plasma membrane.
UUUAAGAGCAUGUCUUUGAAUCGCACAAGAGAGAAAAGAUAUAAGAACUAGCCAGACUAAAAACUAAUUGUAAGAGCAACAAUGGAUGGCCGCUACAACAAUGAAGCAAAUAGAGACGAAGAAACAAGUCCUCCAGUGAGUCCACUAUCACAGAGCCUCAACAGUUCAAUCGUGUCGUUCAUCGUUCACGUCGUCUUCGAACUAGAAACACCGAUUACAGAGUUGGAGACACUAGAAUUUUUGCGCACCCAUUUGUUACCAGUAAACACUCGUUUUUCUUCGAUUAUGGAGAGGAACAAGAACGGUGUUUUGAGAUGGAAAAGAGUUGGUAUACGUGUCGAAGAUCAUUUAAUCGUCCCAACAUUCCCUAAUGGUUUAACUAGAGAAAGCUAUGAUGAAAAGUUGAGAGAAUACUUAUCAAAGAUAGGUUGUAAGAAUUUUUCACAAGAAAAACCAUUAUGGGAAGUUCAUUUAGUCAAGUACCCAAGUAUGAAAGGUGCUUGUACUAUGAUCUUUAAGUUUAGUCAUGCACUAGGAGAUGGGUAUUCAUUUAUGCGAGUUUUUUUCAAGUGUUGUAGAAGAGCUGAUAACCCUUCACUUCCUCUUACUUUUCCACAGUUGUCACUGAUAAAAACACAGCAGCAAGAUCGUGGUAAUCAAGUAAUAGGGUUAGGGAAGAAGUUGUUAGGGUGGAUGGGUAAAUGCAUAAACACAUCUUAUGAUCUGAUUGAGACUAUGCUAAAGACGUCGUUUUUAGAAGACCGUCCAUCUGCGAUCCGAUAUUCAGACACAUCGACGGAGUUAUUCAAACCUUUUAGUGUCUACUCAGUUACUAUUUCACUUGAAAGAGUCAAGCAAGUUAGAACCAAGCUUGGAGCGACAGUAAAUGAUGUAAUCAUCGGAUUAAUAUCGUAUGUGAUUCACUUGUACAUGGAGAGGAAGAAGAAGCGGAUGGAGCAGUGCGGUGAAGCAGCUGAUGGCCUGAUGAUGGACUCUAUUACUAAUGGCGCAUCAAAUAUGACCUUAUGCGUCAUGCUCAACACGAGGAUAUUUAAAGGUUCAAAGAACUUGGAAGAUAUGAUAAAGGCAGAGGCAUGGGGCAACCAUUCUACUCUUGUUUUCGCGAAACUACCAACUUUUCCAAAUGAUGAGCAAGUUAACCCCCUUGAUUUUAUAACUAAAGCAAAAAACACUAUGGACAAAAAGAAGAAUUCCAUGAUAUUUUAUCUUAUAGAUUCUAUUCUAAGUGCUGCAACACGGAUGAAGGGGCAAAAGGGGAUGGAUGAAAUGUUGUAUAAAAGCUUUGCAAACGCAAGCACGUCGAUGUCGAAUCUGAUAGGCCCAAAAGAGCAAAUAGCAUUCAUGAGUCAUCCUGUUAGCAGUUGUUACUACUUUACUGCUGGCAUACCUCAGAGUACUGUAUUUACAUCAGUGACAAACAUGGAUAAAUUGAUGGUUGUGGCAACAUUAGAGAAGGGAUUUAUUGAUACAAAACUUUUCACUUCUUGUAUGGAUGAAGCCUUUGAAAACAUUUUCCGAGCAGCUUUCGGUGAUAGUCAAGACAAGGACGACAGUGAAAUCAGCAAGAAAUCCGACUAGAUGAAAUCCUUUCAUGUCAUCUGCGUUAGAAGUUUAUGUGUUGGUAGUUUGCUUAGUACGUUCAGCAUCAUCCGGGAACAUCUGGAUAUUUUCCUAGUAUAACUUUACUUUUAUAUAUAAACAUAAAUAAUGCUUGUUGUUGCUGAAAACCUUCCUAUGAAUCGGCGUCACAUGUGACUCCAAACUUUUGAAAUGUAAUUUCUUAUUAGAUAACUCUAAUUGUAUUUUAUAUAA